Chelonoidis abingdonii (Abingdon island giant tortoise) is the source of this 836-nucleotide messenger RNA. RefSeq names its product acyl-CoA thioesterase 13 (gene ACOT13). Lineage: Eukaryota; Metazoa; Chordata; Testudines; Testudinidae. The record is from RefSeq and is a predicted model, not a curated record. Gene Ontology annotation, molecular function: fatty acyl-CoA hydrolase activity.
ACAAGGGCCGCGAACGUUCGGCCUGUGGAACGUGGUGAAUCGCGGAGGGGCCGAACCGGGCUGCUGUGGCCUCGCGGGAGGGGCCAGGGAGAGCGCGGGAGGUGGGCUCGGCCCAGCCCCCUUUUCGUGGUGCGUGUAUUGGAGGUGACCCGGCCUCUUGUUGCUGCAGCUGCUCCCAGCCCCACGGAGCUCACUAGGUGCUCCCAGUUCCAGGGACUCUUCCCAGCUGGUAGGAGCAAGUGCCGGUCUCUGCGAAAAAAGGACGUCGCAACCAGUCUUUAAACCAUGAGUUCCCUCACGAUCCACUCCUUCCGGGAGAUGAUGAAAAGCCUGCUGAGCUCAUACAACUUUGAUCGGGUGUUGAGUAAGAUGACAGUUCUUUCUGCAACUCCUGGAAAGGUUGUUUGUGAAAUGAAAAUAGAGGAGGAGCACACAAACAGAGGUGGCACAUUGCAUGGAGGUUUGACCGCCACACUGGUAGACGUAGUGUCAACAGCAGCAUUGUUGUACACAGAAAGAGGAAUGCCUGGGGUCAGUGUGGAUAUGAACAUUACAUACAUGUCUGCUGCUAAGAUUGGGGAAGAGAUAUUGAUCACAGCUCAGAUUCUGAAGCAAGGAAGAAGUAUGGCCUUUGCCAGCGUGGAUGUAACAAACAAAGAGACAGGAAAGUUUGUAGCACAAGGAAGACAUACUAAAUACUUAGGACAGUAAUAUAAGAAAAUGAUAUCUAAAAAGGAAAGUUUGUGCUUAAGAAGCUAGCAUUGAUUUUUUUUUUUCUAUUUUAAGCUGUAUCAAGUUACCACAGUCUGAAGGCAGGUAAAUGAUCUAUGUAAAAU